Cuculus canorus (common cuckoo) is the source of this 4440-nucleotide messenger RNA. RefSeq names its product interleukin 1 receptor accessory protein like 1 (gene IL1RAPL1). Gene Ontology annotation, molecular function: interleukin-1 receptor activity. Gene Ontology annotation, biological process: negative regulation of exocytosis; signal transduction. Bases 223 to 2313 code for a protein of 696 amino acids. The transcript is spliced from 11 exons. NCBI's taxonomy places the organism in Eukaryota, Metazoa, Chordata, Aves, Cuculiformes, Cuculidae. The record is from RefSeq and is a predicted model, not a curated record.
CGACGCCGAAGUCUGUAUGGAAUUACCUGCGCCCGCGGCGGAGCUGGCACCGGUGGAUGGAUGGGCGCCGCGGCACUCGUGGCCAGCUCAGCCCCAGGAGUAAACGCGGGGCUUCUCCGGCCGAGUGCGCAGUGUGGUGACCGGCACUCGCCUCGCUGACUGAUCGCACCGGAGGGAUAUUUCGGGAGACUCCAGUGGGAAGCAGACACGGAAAGACAAAAGAUGAAAGCUCCUAUUCACAGCUUGAUUCUCUUGUAUGCUACUCUAACUCAGAGCCUGAAGGUUGUGACCAAAAGGGGAUCAGCUGAUGGAUGCACUGACUGGUCUGUGGAUUACAAGAAAUAUCAAGUUCUAGUAGGAGAACCCGUUCGUAUAAAAUGUGCACUCUUUUAUGGAUAUAUUAGAGCUAAUUACUCACUAGCCCAAAGUGCUGGACUUAGUUUGAUGUGGUACAAAAGCUCUGGACCUGGAGAUUUUGAGGAACCUAUAGCUUUUGAUGGAACUAGAAUGAGCAAAGAAGAAGACUCCAUUUGGUUCCGACCAACAGUGGUACAAGACAGUGGGCUCUAUGCAUGUGUUAUAAGAAAUUCAACUUACUGUAUGAAAGUGUCCAUUUCGCUGACGGUGGGUGAAAACGACACUGGACUCUGCUACAAUUCAAAGAUGAAAUAUUUUGAAAAAGCUGAACUUAGCAAAAGCAAGGAAAUUUCAUGCCCUGAAAUUGAGGAUUUUUUAUUUCCAUUUAGGGAGCCUGAAAUUCUGUGGUAUAAGGAAUGCAAGUCAAAGACAUGGAGAUCAAGUAUUGUGUUUAAAAAGGACACUCUUGUCAUUCGUGAAGUUAGAGAGGAUGACAUUGGAAAUUACACUUGUGAAUUAAAAUAUGGAUUCUUUGUUGUCAGAAGAACUACGGAAUUAACAGUUACAGCACCACUAACAGAUAAACCACCAAAGCUUUUACACCCCUUGGAGAGUAAGCUAACAAUUCAGGAGACCCAGUUAGGCGGUUCUGCUAAUCUAACCUGCCGAGCUUUCUUUGGAUAUAGUGGAGAUGUCAGCCCUUUAAUCUACUGGAUGAAAGGGGAGAAGUUUAUUGAAGAUUUGGAUGAUAGUCGAGUUUGGGAAAGUGACAUCAGGGUUCUCAAGGAACAUCUUGGGGAACAGGAAGUUUCCAUCUCCUUGAUUCUUGACUCGGUUGAAGAAGCAGACCUGGGUAAUUACUCAUGCUAUGUUGAGAAUGGAAAUGGACGUCGACACGCCAGUAUUCUUCUACAUAAAAGGGAGCUGAUGUAUACAGUUGAGCUUGCUGGUGGGCUUGGUGCUAUUCUGCUGCUGCUUGUUUGUUUAGUGACUGUCUACAAGUGUUACAAGAUAGAGAUUAUGCUCUUCUACAGGAAUCAUUUUGGAGCUGAAGAACUAGAUGGAGAUAACAAAGACUAUGAUGCAUAUCUAUCCUAUACCAAAGUAGAUCCUGAUCAAUGGAAUCAAGAAACUGGAGAAGAAGAAAGAUUUGCUCUUGAGAUCCUACCAGAUAUGCUUGAAAAGCAUUAUGGAUACAAGUUGUUCAUACCAGACAGGGAUUUGAUUCCCACGGGAACCUACAUUGAAGAUGUGGCAAGAUGUGUAGACCAAAGCAAGCGAUUGAUCAUCGUCAUGACUCCAAAUUAUGUGGUCAGAAGAGGCUGGAGCAUCUUUGAACUGGAAACGAGGCUUCGAAACAUGUUAGUCACAGGCGAAAUCAAAGUGAUACUGAUUGAAUGCAGUGAACUACGAGGAGUUAUGAACUACCAGGAGGUUGAGGCGCUGAAACAUACCAUCAAGCUCCUCACUGUCAUUAAAUGGCAUGGACCAAAAUGCAACAAAUUGAAUUCCAAGUUCUGGAAACGUUUACAGUACGAAAUGCCUUUUAAGAGGAUUGAACCCAUCACACAUGAGCAGGUGUUAGAUGUCAGUGAGCAUGGGCCAUUUGGGGAACUGCAGACAGUCUCCGCAAUUUCCAUGGCUGCUGCCACCUCUACUGCUCUUGCCACUGCCCAUCCAGACCUGCGCUCCACCUUUCAUAACACGUAUCAUUCACAGAUGCGCCAGAAACACUAUUAUCGAAGCUAUGAAUAUGAUGUACCUCCUACUGGCACCCUGCCACUUACCUCAAUAGGUAAUCAGCAUACCUACUGCAACAUCCCUAUGACACUUAUAAAUGGGCAGCGGCCACAGACAAAAACUAACAGGGAGCAGAAUCCAGAAGAGGCUCACACAAACAGUGCGAUACUGCCCCUCUUGCCGCGGGAGACUAGUAUAUCAAGUGUCAUUUGGUGACCAAAAUGCAAGGGGCCACCAAACCCCUUGAGUAGGAGCUGAAUCUGCAGUCUGGUGCCUGGAACUACAUCCUCGACUGCUGCUGUUAAACAUGCAUUACAACUGAUAACAUACGAGGAAAAACAGGGUCUUGUACAUAUGUUUUUUGCAAUUUCUUUGUAGCAUCAGUCUUCCUGUUUUACCCAUGUCUCUUCCCAUUCACAUUUUUGACUUUGUUUUAUAUGUCAUUGGAAUUUGUAUAUUUACAUUUUUUUCUAAAUGAAGAGACUGCUGUAUAGAUAGGAACCUUUUUUGCUUCAUUGGUAUAGUUUUAGACUUUUUGUUUGUUUGUUUUUAACCUCUCUUGGGAAUGCUUGGACAAAGCUAUGUUGAUAUCAGAAACGCCAUCCAUUUUGUUGGCCUGCCCAGCCUGUUUCCUGAAGGCCAUGCCUGCUGCAGUUCACUUCUUUUGGAAAAUAUUUGUUCUUAGAAGGACCCCAUCCCUCACUGAGAGCUCCAGUUUCAUUUCUACUCCCCUAAUGUGCACUGCUUCUUCCCUGCCCUUACAAUGGCCCCCAUUUGGGGUACAGUCUGAUCAUCUAACAUGUAACUUGGUAGAUACUUGUCAAACAACAGAGUAUACUCAAUCUGUAUUGGUUGCUUCACAAUAGGCACCACAGAGUGUGAAGAAAAUAGAGAUGGUUUGGUUUUUGCUUUCUUGGGUUUAUUUUAUUUUUUUUUUAAUAUAAUUUUAAGUAUAAGCUGAAUGUAUCCCUUUUAUAAAUAUAAAAGCAAACCCUAUUUUUAACAUUUCCUGGAAAAAUAUUAAUGUUGUUGUGGACUUUAUUUUAAACAUUUAACUUUUUAUUUCCCCCCUUUCAAAAUCCUGCAAAUAAGAUCAUUUGCAAUUGUCAGACAAUUAAGACAAGUGAGGCAAUAGGCACUGAAGUGCAAUGUGUCCUGCUAAUAUUUGCAGAACUGACUUUCAAACCAAAGGGGAAUAAAAAGAUGAUAAUUUGUCACUUUGUAUUAUAUAAAAGUGUUAUUUUCUGAAAAACUAAGAGCAAAACAUUAUUUUGCUGUGGAUUACAGAGCCCCCUUGUAUUUUAAUGUUCCAAAAACUGUAUUUGCUUUAAGAUUAUAUGUUCAGGAUUAAGCAAUCUUCUUUCACUUGGUUUUAGCUUGUAACUAUAAGUAAAACUUUAUUAAUUUCAACAUGAUUUCAGUAAAAACUCAGGCAGAAAAUAGUGACAUGAAUAUCAACAAAUAUAAUUGUUCUCAGAAUAAGUUUUAUUUAUACAGAAUUAAUAUUUAAAUCAGACCUGGAAGUAUUAAAAACAGUUUAUUCACUUUAAUGAAUAAAUAAAUUAGUUCUAUUUUUCAUGUAUGAUUCUAUCUUUGAGGAGUUGCCAAUAAUGUGUGUACCACGGUUGCCUGAGAAGAAAAAAAAGAAAUAGUAUGUUUAUAUCUGGACAUCUUUAAGACAAAAGAAAUAAGCAUCUUAUGUUUUAAAUAAUGAAAAGUCAUUUCUGGUUUUAGAAUGAGAGAGAAGUGGUGUUGUAGCAUACAACAUAUUCAGGCCAAGCUCUCUGCUACUCUGCUAGCAGAAGCAGGGAAGCUAAGGUAAAGCUGGUUGCGGCACACUGUUGUAUGGUCAUGGGUUUGAUUAACCCUGGCAGAAAUAUAACUGGUAUCCUGGCAAACAGACAUUAUAGUCUAGUUAUACAAUUAAUUAGCUGUAGGUAUUUUUAUGUUAGCUGAAUUAUAUUAGCCAAUAUAAUGAACAUGUGGGGUUUGUUCAUCCUGAUUGUCACAAUAAGAAAAGUACAGUUUAUAAUAUUUUGGUCUUCUCUAAUGAGCAGUGAUGGGUAGAGAGCAGUUAAACUGCAGUUUGGGGGAUGUUUGUGGCAGUAAGCCAGAAAUAACAGUAUGGGAGGAAAUGACUACGCUCCUGUUGUGAAAGUCAAAAAUCUCAGUAUCCGUGUAACAAGCUAAUAGAGCUUUGGGAUGUGCACUGAUUUUUAUUUUCUUAAAAAUGUUUAUUUCUCUGAAAAUUUGCUCAAUCCCUUUCCUACACUCUGUUCUUUAUUGAGGUGUCUCCCUCUGGACAACUGCCAAACAUCCGCAAAAUGGAAAUGAAGCUGCCAG